AUGAGAGCAAAGAUAAUAAAGAUUAAAAUAUGCUACAAGAUUUGUUUCGCGUCCAUCCUGACAUCAUUCUUCGCCGGGGUCGUCGUCUUACACGCAAAACUCACAUUCCUAAACAUCUGCAGCGUGCCAAUCCAGACGCAGACGCAACGAUCAGAAUGCGAUCCCGACAACUUCGGAUCGCAACUCCCUCCAAGCCAGCACUCCCCUGAUCUUUUCAUCAACCAAGUGAAAUCAUUCCUAAUGAAAGACGACUACAAACUGCGUUCGUUAAAACGAAAACAGGCAAAAAACCAUCUUCGUAUCAAUUACAACGAUGAUCAUCAAACCUCGCAUACUGAUAAUUAUACAAAUGAUUUCAGAUUUUACGAAAAAUAUGAAAAUGAAUUUAAACCAUUCGGCAAACAUUUCAUAUUCAGCGCAUACUUUGAUGACAGAGUCGAGUCUAUUAAUAAUGACCCUAGCCUUAAAAUCAACAUGUUUGCUAGUGCUGGACUCAAUCACGUCGAUGUGAAUUCUAGGGAGGAGUUAUUAGGAUACGUUAGAGUGAUUGCUCUGAUGGAGGUCAAGCAGGCCAUGCAGGCAGUUUAUUGUCAUUAUAGUGACGAGCCAGUGUCAAACUUUGCCAUCGAUGACAAAGUCCUAAACGAUCUAGCCAAAUUAGUAGAAGGAGAUAUAUACGAGAUGUGUGAAAAUCACAAAAAAGAGUUCGGUGGCUAUAUAAUAACAUGCCCUCUGCCAAACAAUUUUAACCAUACUACUAUGAGCGCAUCCUUCAAAUUUGGUUACAUACCUAAAUACGUAACGCUUAUCUACGGCACUGAGCGAGUUAGUGAGGUUAAUGAUAGUCAGAGUGAAAAAACACGAAGCAAAACAGUCAUUCCGGAAGAAAUAAGUGAAAUUAUUGUCGCUAAAACUCAUAGAAACAGCUCUGGAGUUUAUUUUAUGAGUAAAAGUAUUCAAAAAGUAAUUCCGUCAAAUGCUUCGAGCUCAUUUACGAAGCACAAAACUGACAAAAAAUUACUGAAAAUGAGAAAAGUAACGAAACGACGCUACACUAAAUCGUUUUACGUCGAAUACGUCAGGAUAUCAAGCAGACGACGUCAUCAAAUGUUUUCGUCUGCCAAAUACCACUUCGGUAUCUGCGUCCCGCCAGUUCACAAGAAGACUCUAACAGCAUCUAAAUUGAUCGAUUUCAUUGAGACUCAUCUCUUGUUAGGAGUUGAUCACUUCAUUAUGUACAUCAAGCCAGACUUGCCAGAUGAAUUAAAAGACGCGUUAGAUUAUUAUAAAGAGGUAGGCAUUUGCACUCUCAUACCGUGGAACCUACCACAAACUAAUUUCAACAUUUGGUCCAAUGGUCAGUUGCUAGCCGCUAACGAUUGUCUCUACAGAUUCAUGUAUAAAUUUGAGUACUUGGCAUUUGUAGAUAUAGAUGAGUUUAUCAUUCCAGUGGCGAGUGCAAGCUGGGAUGACAUGAUUUCACGCUUGGAGAAUAGCACGCAUUGUACAACGAAUGGCACUGCUGCUACUUCUCCCGCUAUUAAUAUUAAUAACAACACCGACGAUUUGGGAGAAUUUUUAGGAUUAACGUUUUUGAGAUCGAAAUGCGUGGUGUUUUAUUUAGCGAGUGCCUUCAUACAUCAGCUCGUCGACAGCAGCUUGCAUGGCUACAACCUGGAAUCCGACCUUAGAGUUAAAAUUUUUAGUCGCGUCCGGACAAAAGUGAUCGUCAGCCCGAAGUUUGUCCUCGAAAUGGGUAUUCAUCACGUUAACAAAAUAAUACAGAUCAAAAGAAAGUUAAACAACGAAACAAUGGAAUUGUAUAUUAACGACACGGCAUACCAACACAAAAACGUCUCUCAAACAAAGACAAACGCCGUCAACUUACUAAAAUCUUUUGAGAUCUCAACAGACAUCGCUUACAUCCAUCAUUUCAGGCGAUGUACUCGCACCUACGAUCCGAAUAUCGAGUGUAACAUCUUAAGGACCGAUAAAACGUUUGCCCCGAUUCUGCCAGAAUUAAGAGUGAGAACGUUUCUGGUUCUCUGGUAUUUACGCGAACGUCAACUGCGUCAAGCUAGAAAUGAAACCGAAAGCAAUAAAUUUUUGGUCGUUUAA
Messenger RNA from Helobdella robusta, 2118 nucleotides. RefSeq lists its product as hypothetical. The record is from RefSeq and is a predicted model, not a curated record. The coding region runs from base 1 to 2118 and encodes 705 amino acids. The transcript has 3 exons. Lineage: Eukaryota; Metazoa; Annelida; Clitellata; Rhynchobdellida; Glossiphoniidae.